CCAGUGUUUUGUUGCUUAUCUUAGUGCUGGGGUCUCCAAUGGCGCCCUUUGAAAGUGUCAAUCACCAAAGGGAGAAGGAGACCUCUUGCAGAAGUCAUUCUUCUACCCGGUUUCUGCUGACUCACAUUGCUCACCACCAUUAGACGAUCCAACUUCAACCUUUGAAGACAGUUAUGCUAUGUUGCAGAGAGAACCGAUUCCUGCAGUGGGCUAGUAGGUCUGGUGGCAUCGCAGGUGUUAGAUGAGAUGAGGUGCUUUGAUACAGUCCUUUCCCUGAUCUUAGUCACUGAAGUGCAUCAAGUCGAUCCAUCAAAUUGAGGAAGCGAUGGAAACAGGCCGUCUUUUCUGAACGAAAACCCCUUCAAUUCAAAAGGAUCUUGCAAGAGGAGUGAGCACAGGACGCAAUCAUUGGAGAAGGUCCCCGAGGUUUCAUCUUCCAGGAGCACAGAUGGCUUCGACCAGACGGGAAUCAGCCUGCACGAGGGUGGACACAGGGUUGAAGGGCUUUGUCGCGGAUGUCUUCGGAGGACAAAGUCAGGCUGGAAGACAGUCCCUCGGAAAAAUAGUUAAGAAGGUCCCUGCAGCAACGACGAACGUCUGUAGACUGGUGGACAUCGCGGAGGUGAAGAAGGGGCGGGAAGAAGCAGCAGAGACGGGGAACCAGUCAAGAAUACCACGACAAAAGGUUUUGGACACGAGGCCUGCCUGGGGAAGCAGGCUGACACCUGGCAAGCAGCACCAGCGCAGCCCGGUUCGCGUAGGCCCCCCAAGCCGCCCCAUCAGAACCGCACCGUCCCCUCUCUUGCCGCCUGCAUCGCAAGUCUCGCUCCCCUUUCAACGCGGUCAGGCUCAGGGAACGACUGCACCCUCGUUGGCUCCCCAAGGCCCUCGCCGAACGCAGGGAGCAGCAAUCCCCGCAGGAACAGCCCCCCCCGUAAAAAGGAGUCUCUUUUUCGCGCCAGCGCUGACAUCGGGGCAAGGAGAGGAUCGAGUCGAGGGGGCGGUUGCAGCAAUGGUGUCGACAGACAACAGACACGCGAGGGCGAGGAGAGGAGAGGACCCGAUAGCGACACCACAGAAGGAACAGACCAGCUUGGUCGCCCCCCCAUCUCCCCGCUCGCCGCUCAACUUCUCCGAGUUCCACUCCGAGAGCUACAUCGCCGACUCCGACGCCCCCAAGGUCUCUGCGGUCGCGCCGCAGACGGCACUGGAGCCAGAUGCUGACAUCAAGUACCGCGCGCCCCUGGAGGCGAAGCUCGCGCAGUCGCAGGCGGAGCGGGCCACGCUGCAGGCGGCCCUGGAGAAGGUGGAGCGCGGUCUGGACGGGGAGCGCCGUGCAAGAGUCGCCCUGGAGGAAGGGUUUUCGUGCGCGCUCCAAGGGAGUGUGAAGACGGCGGAGGCCGCGGAGGCGGAGGCGCAAGAGGCGCGGCGCUCCCUGGCCGGGCGCAUCAUCCAACUCCAAGAGGCCCAGUCUGCAAUAGCCGAAGCGACCAACGAGCGGGUCGUAGCGGAGGCGCAUGCGCAGGCCGCGCGCGAAGCGCUGGAGAGGGCGCGCGCGGAGCUGAGCAUCGCGGCGGCUGAAAAGGAGGAGGCGCAGAUGCGCGCGCGGACGGAGACGCUCAAGCGCCAGGAGGUGGAGGCACGGGUCGAGAUCAUAGCCCGCGAGUGCACGGCUUUGCGCGCGUCCGUGACGGAAAAGCAGGCAGCACGGACGGCCGCGGCAGAGGAAGCGGAGUGGGGGCGCAGGCGCGCGAGCGAGGACGCCGGCGUGACGCUGCAGGCGGCCGCCGAGACCGUUGCGCGGCUGGAAGGAGAGCUGUCCCGUGCGCGGAGCGACGCGGCGGCCGCGGCGCGCGGGCUGGUGGAGGAGACGGACAAGCUGGACGCCGAGACGGCUAAGGCCGAAGCGCUUGCCACUCAGCUCGAGCAAGCCCGGUUUGUCAGCCUCCAGUCUCACAACGACGCCGUCGCAGCCGCGACCAAGGAGCGCGCGUCGGCCCGGGCGCUCGUCGCCGAGGCAGAGGGGCGGCUCGCUGCGGACAGGCGGGCGGCCGCCGCAGAGAAGCAAGUCGCGGAGGAGAGCGCGCAACGGAAGCUCGCGGAAUGCAAGCUGAACGAGGCGGCCUCGAGGUGCGAAGCGGCGGAGUCGGAGUCGAGCGUGGCGAAUGCGCGCGCCCAAAAAGCGGAGCUGCAGCGGGAGGAGGCGCGGAAGCAGCUCAUGCACCAGGUCCAGGCGACGCAGGCCGCGGAAACCGCGGCCGCUGUGCACGAGGCGGACCUCCGCUUCCAGCUCACCAACGCCACAUCCGCGAGCGCCACGUGGCAGGCCGACGUGUACCGGCUGGAUGCGUUGCUGGCGGCGGCGGAGUCGCAGCAGAAGGAGCUGACGGAACGGAAGGCGGCCUUGGAACGCCGUCUCGCGCAGUUGAAGAAGCAGGCUGACGCGGCCGCGGGCGGAGAGAGACGCGCUAUGGAGGAGGCGGCCGCGGCGCGGGAGGAGGCGGCCGCGGCGCGGGAGGAGGCGGCCGUGGCACGACAGGAAACGGCCGCGGCACGACGGGAGGCGGCCGCGGCGCGGCAGGAAGCGGAGGCGGCGGCGCAGCGGGAGGCGGCGCUCAAGGCUGCAUACGAGCAGCUGCAGUCGGAGUUGCGCGCUGCCCUGGCCGCGUCCGAAGAGAGCGCCACCACUCUUCGGGCCGAGCUCGAUCAGGCCAACGCCACGUGGCAAGCGGAGCGCGUGCGAAUCCAGGCGGAGCGGGACGAGGCCCUGUCAAAUCAUUGCAGCGGCCUGUCCGGCGGGCGCCACGUGGCGGGGCCAGAUGCAGCGCCUGUCAGGGGAGCUGGCUGCGGUGGAAAUGGAGAGGGAGGAGUUCCGAGAGGCCAUUGA
This is a messenger RNA of Klebsormidium nitens, 2887 nucleotides long. The record is from the annotation of a GenBank genome assembly. NCBI's taxonomy places the organism in Eukaryota, Viridiplantae, Streptophyta, Klebsormidiophyceae, Klebsormidiales, Klebsormidiaceae.